This is a messenger RNA of Gaeumannomyces tritici R3-111a-1, 1207 nucleotides long. RefSeq lists its product as hypothetical. The record is from RefSeq and is a predicted model, not a curated record. Lineage: Eukaryota; Fungi; Ascomycota; Sordariomycetes; Magnaporthales; Magnaporthaceae. The transcript has a single exon. The coding region runs from base 15 to 1001 and encodes 328 amino acids.
AGAAAAAAAGAGCAAUGUCCGACCUCCCACCACCCCCCUACUCCGAAAGCCCCGGCGCCGGCCUCUCGCCCACCCGCCCCGUCGGGUCCCUCAACCCGUCGCUCUACACGUCGCACCUGGCCGCGCACCUCUCGACGCUGCCGGAGCGCCUGCGCGAGUCGCAGCGCGCCCGCUCCACGCGCCAGGCCGCCUCGGACCUGGACGUGGUCGAGCGCGUGCUGCCGCACCUCGAGGCCUUUCUGGCCGACAUCGUCUCGCUGCCGCGCCCGCCGCCCGCGGCAGAGCUGACCUUUGUCCCGGCCGCCGCGGUGCCGCAGCCCUGGGGCCUGACGUGCGCCGCCGAGCGCCGCCGCGAGGGCGAGCUGGUGCAGCUGGUCCGGCUCGAGCUGCCCGAACCGGCAGUGGUGGUGGUGGUGGACGGCAAGGACGGCAAGGACGGCGGCGGCGGUAGUAGCGACGUCAAGCAUAGCACGGGGCCUACGACGACACCAGUGACGGAAAAGACGCCGACCAGCGCCGCCAGCGCCAACAGCAGCCUCCGGCCCGAGCGCGACUGGUCGUCGCGGACCGAGAACCUGUUCGACGAGUGGGGCCGCUGGGGCGACGACGCCGCCGGCUCGGGCGACGGGCAGCAGGCCGCAUCGUGGUGGUGGUGGCGUGACGAGGGCGCGGCCCGCCGCCUGGCCGCCUACCUGCAGCCGGCCCCCGUGGUCAGGACGGAGCGGCGCGCCGUGCAGGCCGCCGUCGUGGAGGAGAAGAAGAAGAGGAGCGGGUGGGGGUGGGGCCGCAGCAGGAAGGGAGGGGAGUCGUCGUCUACACCUACCUCGCCGAACCCGCAGUCGUCGCCGACGGUCGCUGCUUCGCCGAUCCUCGGCCAGGACGAGCGCGUCAACAUGACCGUGCGGGCCGACGAGAUUACUUUCAGGAAGGAGAAUGAUUUUGGAGUGUGGGAAAGCAUGAGCGGCUGGGGUAUUGUCGUAGUUGUCACGAUCAAGAGGUAAUUGUAUCCUAUAAUCUUGGGUGGCGCCAUCUUGCUUCAUCUUCGAACGGCAUAAUCAGCCACUUUGUUAAACAGCUUUUGGGCGAAGAAGUUAGUCCUGAGGCAGGCCCCUUUCACAAAUGAUUGAGACAAUAGUGGAAGCAAAUUGAUGUAAAUAGAGCGCCGGCCUAUGCUACUCGUACCAAUACAUUUUACAUGUUACAUCCG